AUGCAAAUAAAACAAAAGAACAUCUCUGAAAGCCAACGGAUGCAGGAGCAGGCUGCAAAUCAGGCGCAAAUCACGCGGAUUGAGGAGUUCAUCAACGAAGUUCUGAAGGAGGAGCUGCGGCAGCUGGAAAAGUGCAUUGGCCAGUUCAACGAGGAGAUCAUGGAGUACGUCCAGCUAAAGAACACCCUCCAAACCUUCGACACCCACUUGCCCGAGGGCUACAAAACGCAAGUGAACAUCGGCAGCAACAUCUUCAUGCAGGCACGCGUCCGCAAAAUGGACAGCAUCCUGGUCAAUGUGGGCAAGGAUGUGUACCUGGAGAUGUCCAUUCCGGAGGCGGAACGCUUCAGCGAGACCCGCGUCAAAAUCCUCACCAAGCAAUCCGAUGUCCUGCGCGAGGAGAGCAUCAAGAAGAGGGCCCAGAUCAAAAUGGCUUUGAUAGCAAUCAGCGAAAGAGCCAAUCUAAUCCAAAGCGAUUAGGAAAAAGGGGAUAAAGCGAA
Messenger RNA from Drosophila takahashii, 500 nucleotides. It is a transcript of the gene Uxt, whose product is annotated as Uxt prefoldin-like subunit. Lineage: Eukaryota; Metazoa; Arthropoda; Insecta; Diptera; Drosophilidae. The record is from RefSeq and is a predicted model, not a curated record. Gene Ontology annotation, molecular function: transcription corepressor activity.